Kockovaella imperatae is the source of this 2040-nucleotide messenger RNA. RefSeq lists its product as hypothetical. Gene Ontology annotation, cellular component: nucleolus. The record is from RefSeq and is a predicted model, not a curated record. Gene Ontology annotation, molecular function: protein binding. Gene Ontology annotation, biological process: maturation of SSU-rRNA from tricistronic rRNA transcript (SSU-rRNA, 5.8S rRNA, LSU-rRNA). The coding region runs from base 1 to 2040 and encodes 679 amino acids. Lineage: Eukaryota; Fungi; Basidiomycota; Tremellomycetes; Tremellales; Cuniculitremaceae. The transcript is spliced from 2 exons.
AUGGCGCCAAAGCAGCCUGUCGCUGGUCCAUCAAGGAUCAAGGCAUCAUCUUCUCAAUCGCCUCCCCCUCCUCCUGCUGUUUCCGCUUUCAACGCCUCGGGCUCAUUCUACGCCUGUGCUCAGCCUGUUCUCGGCUCCGCCGACAAGGUGUCUGUCUGGGACAUCAACACGGACCGUGUCAUUGCGGAAUUAGAGCUCGACGCGUCAAAGGCCACGUCCUUGACCUGGUCUUCCGUCUCCGGCUCUGGACCGAGCAAGAAGAAGAGGAGAAAGUCCGAAACAACCAAUGGCUCCGAGGAAGCCUUAAUUAUCAGCACUAGCUUGGGAUCCGUCGUAGCGUUCUCUCCGAAACGAAGCGAACGUAUACGGCAGAUUGAAGUCGGUCAGGUCACGGCUGCCACGAGCUCGUCCCAAGGCAGCCUCUUCGCGACUGCCAAGGAGCUCGUAUUCGUAGACAUCAACUUUAACAACACAUCGACCCGCUUCGAACAUGGCUCGACAGCUCCCAUCACAGCUCUUUCCAUCCUCCCGACCUCCUCGCCAGAAAAUCUGCAUGUUCUUCUUGGCUCUACCUCAUCCAUCGUCUCCCUCCAUCUCGACCUGUCCACCAGUAAAGUCACCCACACAUCCCCACCAUUACCCGUCUCCACAACUCAUGUCACCGCCCUGUACCCGCUGCCGAUAUCCAAAUCUGGUUGCUCGUUCCUCGUAGUCUCCCACGAUGACAGGACAGUCUCUCAGUACACAUUGCCCUCACCCUCUGCCCUCGCCAAACUCUCCUACCGAUACGCCGCACCAACUCCUUCUCCGGUACAUUCUUGCUCUCUUAACCCCUCGCAUUUAUCCGUACUGCAUUAUUCAGGCGAGAUAUCUCUCUUCCCACUUCCAACAGAACUCGAUCUCGCUCGUCCGAAAUCUGGCCAGUCAAGCACGAUCAAAGUCGUCUAUGGACAGGACAGCCGGCUUGCUACGCUCUGUGGCGCAGUAUUUGUCGAUGACGGUGCAUUAGCUUGUGGUCGAUCUCUUGGAGGCGGACGUGUCAAAUGGGUCAGAGCAGCGUACGAGUCACCCGAUGGAAGUAUACAGUCCGAAACAGUUGUCAAGAGUGAUGGUCAGGACCUCGUCUCUUCCGCCAAUCAGAGCGAUGUGCCAACUCAGCGGUUCGUGGCCCCGACACCCUUGGAAGUUCCGGCCGAGGACGAUGGAGAACCUGCCGCUGCGCUGCCUGCCGAUGUCGAUAUGGCCGACUUGACACUCGGUGAAAGAUUACUCGCCAUGCCGAAUGGUGACGCGAAUCCAGAAUCAGCCCCUCCGACCACCGGUCCGACAAACGCAGCCUCACUCACUCGACUUUUGGUGCAGGCCCUGCAUACAUCAGAUCCUGCCCUCCUGAACCUCGUCUUGACACAUCGAGACCCCAUCUUGAUCCGCAACACCAUUCGGAAAAUGCCUCCUACCCUUGCUCUGCCGCUCUUAAAAGCCUGCAUCGAGCGAUUAGGUCAAGGCAAGGGUGCCCACAGCCGUGGCGGUGGUCGAGGUGCCGCUCAGAAUGAACAGCAAGCGAGGGGUACCAUUCAAUGGGUCAAGGGCGUGCUGAUCGAGCGGGGAUCGCUAUUGAUGACUAUGCCAUCCCUGUCGAUCAGUCUUGCACAAUUGUCGAAUCUUUUGCAGGAGAGAAUGAAGCUGUAUCAGCCACUGCAGUCGCUCUCUGGCCGCCUGGACCUAGCCUUGUCGCAGAUUGAAAUACGUCGUCUUGCCGAAGCUCAAGCUUCCCAAGCUCAAGGCAAGGGUGAAGGCUAUCACUAUAUUGAGGGUCAGAGUGAUUCAGAUAGUGACGACGAAGUGAGAGUUGAAGUAGGCGAUGGAGACGGAGAAGUGGAAGACGUUGACAUGAGGGUGAAUGGGGUGGACAGUGAUGAUGACGAAGAAGAGGAAGAGGAGGAUGCGCUCGAGUCGGGCUCAGAUGAGGACGACGAUUUCGAUAUCGACGGCGAUGACGGAGACGAGGACAGUGAUGGGAGCGUCGAGUACGAUGACUAG